Molecule: messenger RNA, 6180 nt
Organism: Gilbertella persicaria
Lineage: Eukaryota; Fungi; Mucoromycota; Mucoromycetes; Mucorales; Choanephoraceae
Exons: 4
Coding region: 1-6180 (2059 amino acids)
Molecular function (GO): glutamate synthase (NADH) activity; iron-sulfur cluster binding; FMN binding
Source: RefSeq, a predicted model, not a curated record
AUGUUAACAAACGAAAACAAGUCAUGGGCAUCGAGUAUCCCUAAAGCUCAAGGACUUUAUGAUCCCGAAUACGAAAAAGACGCAUGUGGUGUUGGUUUUAUAGUCCAUGUCAAAGGUCUUCGCUCUCACAAAAUUCUAAAGGAUGCAAGUGAAGUCUUAUGCAACAUGACGCAUCGUGGUGCUAGUGGUGCCGAUAUUCGUGAUGGUGAUGGUGCUGGUGUUAUGACAGCUAUUCCUCAUCAAUAUUUUAUCAAUGAAACUUCAAGAGAACUGGGUGUCACCCUACCCGAAGAAGGCAAAUAUGCUGUUGGCAACUUGUUUAUGAAAGAUGUUGGAGAGUCCCAGAAAGUGUUUGAAUCCCUAGCAGAUGACCUAAAUUUGAAAGUGUUGGGUUGGCGUCGCGUCCCGGUAGAUUCCUCCAUUAUUGGUCCAGCAGCAAGAUCAAAAGAACCUACCAUUGCUCAACCAUUUGUGGUACUGAAAGACGGCGUUGAGUUUAAUGAAGGUUAUUUUGAGCGUCAAUUGUAUGUGUUGCGUAAACAUGCAACUCAUACCUUGACAAUGAAAAAAUGGUUUUAUAUUUGUUCUCUUUCCAACAAAAACAUUGUUUACAAGGGUCAGUUGACACCAAAGCAAGUUUAUUUGUAUUACUACGAUUUAUUGAAUGUUCAGUACACAACUCAUUUUGCUUUGGUUCAUUCUCGUUUUUCUACAAAUACUUUUCCUUCUUGGGACCGUGCUCAGCCUAUGCGUUGGUCUGCACAUAACGGUGAAAUCAAUACCUUGCGUGGAAACAAAAACUGGAUGCGUUCUCGUGAAGGUAUCAUGACAUCAGACAAGUUUGGUGAUGAAUUGGAGCUACUCUAUCCUAUCAUUGAAGAAGGUGGUUCCGAUUCUGCUGCUUUUGAUAAUGUGUUGGAACUUUUGGUUGUCAAUGGUGUCUUGACUUUGCCUGAAGCUGUCAUGAUGAUGGUGCCUGAGGCAUGGCAGAAUAAUCAGUUGAUGUCUGUUGAAAAGAAGGGUUUUUAUGAAUGGGCUGCUUCUUUAAUGGAACCUUGGGAUGGUCCUGCCCUCUUUAUUUUCUCGGAUGGCCGUUAUUGUGGUGCUUCUCUUGACCGUAAUGGUUUGCGUCCUUGUCGAUACUAUCUUACUUCUGAUGAUAUCAUGAUCUGUGCAUCUGAAGUCGGUACUGUCUUUGUUGAUCCUGAAUCCGUAAUUCAAAAAGGUCGUCUAAAGCCUGGUCGCAUGCUUUUGGUAGAUACUCUCAAAGGUGUUGUGGUAGACGAUACUCAACUCAAACUUGAAACCGCAAAAAAGAAACCAUUUGUUGAAUGGGUCAAGAACAAGAAGAUUAAACUGGAUGAUUUGGUCUCUGCCUUAGAACCUGAAAGUGCUAUAAAGUUGGAUGAUACCAAUAUCAAUUCAGACCCUCGUCUAAAAGCAUUUGGCUAUACGCUUGAACAAUUUAACUUGCUAAUGUUGCCAAUGACUUCGGAAGGCAAAGAACCUCUUGGAUCAAUGGGUAAUGAUACUGUACUUGCCUGUCUAUCCGAGCAACCUCGUCUUCUCUACGAAUACUUUCGCCAACUCUUUGCUCAAGUGACUAAUCCUCCCAUUGAUCCUAUUCGUGAAGAAAUUGUUAUGUCUCUUGAAUGCUACAUUGGUCCUGAAGGCAAUAUUCUCGAAAUUGAUGAAAACCAAUGUCACAAGUUGACUUUACCUUCACCUAUCUUGUAUAUGGAAGAACUAGAAGCAGUCAAGCAGAUGACUCACUUAUUUCCUGAGUGGAAGGUGGCUACAAUCGACAUUACUUUUGAAAAGUCUGCUGGUGUCCAGGGUUACCUUGAUGCUCUUGAACGUAUUUGUGAACAAGUAACUAAGGCCAUUGAUUCUGGAUAUAAAGUUGUCGUGUUAUCUGAUCGUGCUGUCUCUGCUAGCCGUGUUGCUAUUUCUACCUUGAUUGCUACUGGUGGUGUACAUCAUCAUUUGGUGAGAAAUAAGAAGCGUAGUCGUGUUUCUUUUAUGGUUGAAACAGCAGAAGCUCGUGAAGUUCAUCACUUUUGUGUAUUGCUUGGUUAUGGUGCUGAUGCUAUUUGUCCUUACUUGGCCAUGGAAGCUAUGAUGAAAUUCCAUCGUGAAGGUGCUGUCCGUAAUGAUUAUACGGUUGAGAAAUUAUUGCACAAUUAUAGAAAGGCCAUUAAUAACGGUAUCUUGAAGGUCAUGUCCAAGAUGGGUAUUUCUACUUUGGCUUCUUACAAGGGUGCUCAGAUCUUUGAAGCACUUGGUGUAGAUGAUACUGUUAUCAGCCGUUGCUUUGCUGGUACUUCUUCUCGUAUCAAGGGUGCCACAUUUGAUGUAUUUGCUCUGGAUGCCUUGACUUUGCAUGAAGGUGGCUAUCCUACUCGCAAUGUAGUUCAACCUGUUGGUCUUCCUGAAUCUGGGGAAUAUCACUGGCGCGAUGGUGGUGAAGCCCAUAUUACUGAGCCUUCUGGUAUUGCUAAUUUACAAGAUGCUGUUCGCCGCAAAAACCAAAGCUCUUACGAUGUUUAUUCUCAUAAUGCCCAUAAUGCAAUUAAGAAAUGCACACUGCGUGGUAUGUUGGACUUCAACUUUGAUGAACGCAAGCCAAUUCCUGUUGAACAAGUUGAACCCUGGACCAACAUUGUGAAGCGUUUUGUCACAGGUGCUAUGUCGUAUGGCUCCAUUUCUUGGGAGACACAUAUUGCCUUGGCUGCUGCUAUGAAUCAACUUGGAGGCAAGUCCAAUACAGGCGAAGGUGGCGAAAAGCCUGAACGUUCAACUCUCAAAGCAAAUGGUACUGCACUUCGUUCUGCUAUCAAGCAAGUAGCUUCUGGUCGCUUUGGUGUAACAAGUUAUUAUCUUGCUGAUUCUGAUGAGUUACAAAUCAAGAUGGCUCAAGGUGCUAAACCUGGUGAAGGUGGUGAAUUGGCUGGUACCAAGGUUUCUGAAGAAAUUGCCAGUACACGUAAGACAACACCUGGUAUCGGUUUGAUUUCCCCUCCUCCACAUCAUGAUAUUUAUUCUAUCGAAGAUUUGAAGCAAUUGAUUUACGACCUCAAGUCUUCUAACCCUCGCGCUCGCAUCUCUGUCAAGCUUGUUUCUGAAGUGGGUGUGGGCAUUGUUGCUGCUGGUGUAGUCAAGGCCAAAGCAGACCAUAUUUUGAUCUCUGGUCAUGAUGGUGGUACGGGUGCCUCUCGUUGGACUGGUAUCAAAUAUGCUGGUCUUCCUUGGGAACUUGGUCUUGCAGAAACACAUCAAACUUUGGUAUUGAAUGAUUUGCGUGGCCGUGUAAUCGUUCAAACAGACGGUCAGAUCAAGACAGGUCGUGAUGUUGCUGUUGCUUGUUUACUCGGUGCAGAAGAAUGGGGUUUUGCUACUACUCCUCUUAUUGCUCUUGGCUGUAUCAUGAUGAGAAAGUGUCAUUUGAACACUUGUCCUGUAGGUAUUGCUACACAAGACCCUGAAUUGCGUAAAAAGUUUACUGGUGAACCUGAACAUGUUGUCAACUUCUUUUAUUAUGUUGCUGAGGAAAUGCGUAGUAUCAUGGCUAAGCUUGGCUUCCGUACUAUUAACGAAAUGGUGGGUCGUGCUGAGCUUUUGAAGGUUGACGAUUCUCUCCGUACAUUCAAGACUGCCAAUUUGGAUUUAUCACCCAUCUUGACUCCUGCUAAUGCCUUGCGUCCAGGUGUUGCUACGCACAACACGACAAAGCAAAGACACAAUCUUCAUGUUCGUCUUGAUAAUUACUUAAUUGAUGAAGCUGAAGCAGUCUUUUCUGGUGCUGAAAAGUCCGUCCAUAUUCAGGGCCAAGUCGUUAAUACAGAUCGCGCUUUGGGUGCCACUCUUUCUUACCAUGUCUCUAAACGAUUUGGCGAAAAUGGCUUACCUGAAGACUCUAUUCAUGUUGCUCUUGAAGGCUCUGCUGGUCAAUCUUUUGGUGCCUUCUUGGCUCCUGGUAUAUUUUUCGAAUUAGAAGGUGAUUCUAAUGAUUAUGUGGGCAAAGGGCUUUCUGGUGGCAAACUUGCUAUUUAUCCUCCGAAGAACUCCACCUUCAAACCUCAAGACAAUAUUGUUGUCGGCAAUGUUUGUCUCUAUGGUGCUACCAGUGGUAAAGCCUUCUUACGAGGUGUAGCUGCUGAGCGCUUCUGUGUCCGUAACUCAGGUGCUAUUGCUGUUUGUGAAGGCGUUGGUGAUCAUGGUUGUGAAUAUAUGACAGGUGGCCGUGUUGUCAUUCUUGGUAGCACUGGUCGUAACUUUGCUGCUGGUAUGUCUGGUGGUAUAGCCUAUAUCUUGGACCUAAACAACAGCUUCCGUGAAUUGGUCAAUACCGAAAUGGUUGAUUUAGAAACGGUGAAUGACAAUGAGCGCAUUGCCGAACUGCGUGACUUGAUUGAAGACCACCGCCACUAUACUGGAUCUGAGGUCGCUGAACAAGUCCUCAAGAACUUUAAUGAGUACCUUCCUAAAUUUGUCAUGGUCAUGCCUAUUGAAUAUGGUAAAUUACUGAAGCGUCAACGUGAAGCCCUCGCUCAUCCCAACAUGGAAAAGAAAUCCGUUGAUGAUACUAGCCAAAAGAAAUUUGAGCCUCAACUUGAAGAUGUUGAAGAUAGUGCAUUGUCUGAAGAAGAAAUUCUUAAGCGUCGUGAAAGACUAGACAAAUUACGAGGUUUUAUGAAAUAUAAGCGCAGAACUGAUCCUUAUCGUGACCCUAAGAAGCGUUUAAAAGAUUGGGACGAAGUCAAUGUUCGUCUUACUCGUCCUCAACUUCAUGAACAAGCUGCUCGUUGUAUGGAUUGUGGUGUGCCUUUUUGUCAAUCUGACACUGGUUGUCCAAUUGGCAACAUUAUCCCCAAAUGGAAUGAACUCGUAUUCAAAGACAAUUGGAAAGAAGCACUUGAUCGUCUUUUGAUGACCAACAACUUCCCUGAAUUUACAGGUCGUGUUUGUCCUGCUCCAUGUGAACAAAGUUGUGUACUCAAUAUCAAUGAACCUCCUGUUGCUAUCAAGAGCAUUGAAUGUGCCAUCAUCGAUCAUGGCUUUAAAGAAGGUUGGAUAGUGCCUAAACCACCUGCUCAGCGUACUGGUAAAAAAAUUGGUAUCAUUGGCUCUGGUCCUGCUGGCUUAGCUGCUGCUGAUCAACUGAACAAGGCUGGCCAUCUUGUCACUGUUUAUGACCGAAAUGAUCGUAUGGGUGGUCUAUUGAUGUACGGUAUUCCUAACAUGAAGCUUGAUAAAAAGAUUGUUCAACGUCGUAUUGAUCUCUUGGCUGCUGAAGGUAUUACUUUUGUUCCCAAUGCUCACGUUGGUGUCAAUAUCGAUGCAAACACCAUUCGCGAGCAAAAUGAUGCGUUGAUUCUUGCUACAGGUGCUACUUGGCCUAGAGAUCUCAAAAUUCCUGGUCGCGAUACUGAUGGUAUUCAUUUUGCUAUGGACUUCCUUCAAGCUAACACCAAAAGUUUGCUCGAUUCUGGAUUAAAAGAUGGCCAUUAUCUUUCUGCAAAGGACAAGAAUGUCGUUGUAAUUGGUGGUGGUGAUACUGGUAAUGAUUGCAUUGGUACCUCAGUUCGUCAUGGAUGCAAGUCCGUUAUUAAUUUUGAACUGCUUCCUCAACCUCCUGCUGAAAGAGCAAGUGACAACCCAUGGCCUGAAUACGGUAGAAUCUUCCGUGUCGAUUAUGGUCAUAGCGAAGUCAAGACUCAUUUCGGAAAAGAUCCUCGAGAAUACUGUGUUCUUUCUAAAGAAUUCAUUACAGAUUCAGAUAAUAAGGUUAAGGGUAUCAAGACUGUCCGUGUUGAAUGGACAAAAGACGAUUCUGGUCGAUGGGCAAUGAAAGAGUUAGAAGGAACCGAACAAACAUUUGAAGCUGACCUUGUGCUUCUAUCAAUGGGUUUUCUUGGUGCUGAAGAUGCCAUCCUCAAACAAUUGUCUGUUAAGCAAGAUGGCCGCUCUAAUAUUGAGACACCAAAGGGUAGAUUCACAACUUCUGUUUCUGGUGUUUAUGCAGCGGGUGAUUGUCGUCGAGGUCAAUCUUUGAUCGUAUGGGGUAUUAAUGAAGGUCGUAUGUGUGCACGUGAGGUUGAUCAACAACUAAUGCAGAGUACAUAUCUCCCUGUCACUGGUGGCAUUAAUCAACGUAAUGUCAUUCGAGUUUCUGCUUAA